Anisakis simplex (herring worm) is the source of this 243-nucleotide messenger RNA. The record is from the annotation of a GenBank genome assembly. NCBI's taxonomy places the organism in Eukaryota, Metazoa, Nematoda, Chromadorea, Rhabditida, Anisakidae.
AUGAAUAUUAAGGUGUUCGAAGUGGCAUCGCUGCGAUUAAUGGAACGUGAACCAAAAUUGAUAUCACUUGAAAAAGCGAUUAAUCCGUUGCUGGAUGAUAAUGAUAUCAUCGGAUUUUCAUUCAUACUCAAUGAAAUUAUUCAAGAAUGCAAGAAUCUACCCAAAAGCGUUGCGUUUCAUACGAAAGUGGAUGCGAAGAAGGUUCAGUUUAUUGUCUCCGUUUGCUCGUUAAAAUUUAAUUGA